This is a messenger RNA of Hyalella azteca, 363 nucleotides long. RefSeq names its product mulatexin-like. Lineage: Eukaryota; Metazoa; Arthropoda; Malacostraca; Amphipoda; Hyalellidae. The coding region runs from base 1 to 363 and encodes 120 amino acids. The record is from RefSeq and is a predicted model, not a curated record. The transcript is spliced from 2 exons.
AUGACUGGUCUGGGGAUUGGUCUGGAGACACUUAAGGCCGGGCAGAUUGCCAUGAUUCUGCUUGCCGUCGGUGAAGUCUUGUGCGCCCACAAGCCAUUUACGGCUGAAAGCAAGACUUAUCUCAUCAAGCGGGACGCCACGAGGCAGGCUAGGAUUGAGGCUCAGGCCAGAGCAGCAGCAGAACCCGUUGGAGCAAACCCUCCUCUUCCCCCUCCUGCAGGUGGUGCUCCAGAUCCUAAUGCCCCUGGCCCUAAUCCAGCGCAGCCUCCUCAGCCUCCUCCCCAGCCAAUUCCCCCCAUGAUAGACUCUGAGAAUGCCACUCCUUCUGCACAAGCAGAUGCAGGCCUGUUUCAAGCUGGUUAG